AUCAGCUGGAGGGAUGAAAUGCAUGAGUUCACGUAGGCUAAUGUGGUUUUUUUUUGUCACUCCCAGUCCCUGCCAGUUUGUCUCGAAUUCAAACAUCGAACAUAGCUUCCAGAAAUCCUUCAAGUCUGAGCAAAACCGCAACCAACCAUGUCGCAAAGAGCGUCCCGACCCGGUGCGACUGCUCCUGUGUUCCCCAAGAAGAAAGAAGUGACAUGUCGCCUGGACACGGAAACCCGACAGAGUACCGUCCAUGUUAUCGGCACAUAUUUAAAAGCAUCUCUGAACAGGAGUUCCCCUCCCAGGUCCAAGUUCUUCUCCGUGAAGUGCACUGCCAAUGUUCAGUACAGCAUCAGCCCCCCCGCCCCGGGAGAACCCCUCUCCCCCAUCCCUCUCAAUGGAAGCUCAGUACUACUCAUCAGCAUGAGCCGUGCCAGUGAAACUGAAAAUGAUAGCAAGCUUUCUGUCCAGUACUACGGGGAGAAUAAAGAGGUCUUGGGGAGAGCAGUCCUGCACCUGACAGCUGUUGAGAUCUCUCUGGAUGUGGAUGCUGACAGAGACGGUGUUGUGGAGAAAAACAACGUUAAUAAGGGAUCCUGGAAAUGGGGCCCUAAUGGGCACGGAGCCAUCCUAUUGGUCAACUGUGACUCCGAGCAGAAGUACCGGAACAAAAAACCAGAUUGGGAACACGACUAUGUCACCAAGGUGUCAGAUCUGAAGGACAUGUCUGUCAUGGUGCUGCGGACCAGAGGCCCUGCCAAGCUCCCAGAGGGCUACAAGCUCACCAUGCACAUCUCUCAGGGCCACGCCGAGAGCGUCCGAGUCUUCAGGUCCAGAUCCCCUGAAGCAAAGGAAAACACACUGCUGGAGAAAUUCCUCUACACCAACUUUGUGAAGAACUAUCCACUGGUGCUGAGCAGGGACGUCCUGUGCCAGGAAGUGCCUUACUUCGGAGGCGUAGCAGAGAUGACCUUUCACGUGGAGGGCCUCAGGUUUCCUGACAACGACUUCGAUGGACUCGUCAACAUCAACCUCAGUCUGUUAGAGCCCAUCGCCCAUGAGAUCCCUGAGACGCCUAUCUUCACAGACACAGUCGUGUUCCGAGUGGCACCGUGGAUCAUGACACCCAACACCCUCCAGCCCGUGGAGGUGUUCGUUUGCAACACUGCUGACAACAACCCGUUCCUUAAAGGAAUGAGGAACCUUGUCGCAAAGAGCGGGUACAAGCUCAAGAUUUGCCAGGAGUAUGUGAACAGAGGGGAUCGCUGGAUGCAGGAUGAGCUGGAGUUCGGCUACAUCGACUCACCUCAUCAACAGUUUCCUGUUGUUCUGGAUUCCCCUCGAGAUGGAAAACUCCAAGAUUUUCCAUAUGAUGAGUUAUUGGGCCCCGACUUUGGCUAUGUGACGAGGGUGGCCGAAAGAGAAGAUGUGAGCAGUCUGGACUCAUUUGGUAAUCUGGAGGUUAGUCCUCCCGUCACUGUGAACGGGAAAAAGUACCCCCUGGGCAGAAUCAUCAUUGGAGUGGCCUUCCCCACGGCAACGAAGGGACGGAACAUGACCAAAGUAGUGCAAGACUUCUUGUGGGCUCAGAAGGUUCAGGAGCCCAUUGCCUUGUUCUCUGACUGGCUCUAUGUCGGCCACGUAGACGAAUUCAUGACUUUUGUUCCUGCACCUAACAGAAAGGGCUUCCGGCUGCUGCUCGCCAGCCCAGACGCAGGCUACAAACUAUUCAGAGGCUUACAGAGCGACGGACACGGAAAAGUCAAAAUGUUUGAGGGUAGGCCUGUCUUUAACAACAUUUCUGUAUUGCACAUUACGGGUAAUUGAAGUCUUUUUGAACUGCGUGCUCUCUCGCAGAGCUGCAUUGACUGGAACAGAGAUGUGCUGAAGAGAGAGUUGGGCCUGGAUGAGGAGGACAUCAUUGACCUGCCAAUCCUUUUCAAAUUAAUGACGGAGGGUGAGGAGGAGAAGGAGGAGGACAACGUGCUCAGAGCAGUGGCUUACUACCCUGACAUGGUGAACAUGAUAGUCCUGGGGAAAAACCUGGGCAUCCCGAAGCCCUUUGGCCCCAAGGUGAAUGGCCGAUGCGCCCUAGAGGCCGAGAUGUGCUCCCUGAUGGAGGGCCUGGGCCUCAGUUGCACGUUCAUCGACGACUUCGCCACCUACCACAAACUGCUGGGAGAGGUGCACUGUGGCUCCAACGUCCGCAGGGAACCGUUUCACUUCAAGUGGUGGAACCUGGAGAUGUGAACCUGAACUCAACAGUGGAUGGAGAAAGCGGCAUUUUCCAAAAAUGUGCUUGUUUAAGAAAAUAGCACAUUGCCUUAACAUUAGACUGGAAGAGAGAUUUUCACGUCACAGCCUUACAUUACGUCUGAGUCUUUAAAUUAUCUUAGCUUCUUUUAAGCUGUUAAGUCAACGCUGAAUUCUCUAAGCAUUUCCCACAAUAUUUAAUGCAGCAAGAAUUACCCCAAGCGUUUGAUCUAUUAUGCAUCUUCAUCUUUUUUAAACAUUUUUGUUGGCUUUAUUUACAAAAAGGAUGUAAAGCAAUAUGUACAAACAUAUCUUUUGAACAAGGGCUUAAGCAGACUGUUGACAAGAACAGAAAUACAAUCAUUUCAAUCGAGCACAUAGAAGAUCCAAGACUCCCAAUCUUGUGGUUUGGACCGGCCGUCGGCAUGUAGCGCAAGCACAGUUAGAUGAAUGGUACCACAUGGUGAUGUGCUGUAAUAAUGUAGAGCCACAGGAGGGCAGACUUCAUCUACUCAAGCAUUUCCAAAGUCCAGAGGAAAAUCAGUUGAAAUCUUAUCUUUUCAUAAAUCAAAUCUAAAAGGCUGUAAUAUACAAAUGUGUCAUUAUAUCCAAAAUGUACCUUUCUAGUUAUCUAGAAGUCUAGAGUCAAAUGCAGAAUGAUUUGUAGCUAUACUCCGCUUGAAGAAUAGAAUAUAUAGCCAGCUCUACAUUUGGUCUAGUGUCUUAAACCUUUUGUCUUUUUUUACAAACUGUAAAGGCUGUCUUUAAUUUGCCAUAGACAAUACAGCUCAUGCGUGCUUCAGUCAUAUCACUGAA
This is a messenger RNA of Etheostoma spectabile (orangethroat darter), 3066 nucleotides long. RefSeq names its product peptidyl arginine deiminase, type II (gene padi2). The transcript has 15 exons. The record is from RefSeq and is a predicted model, not a curated record. Gene Ontology annotation, cellular component: nucleus; cytoplasm. Gene Ontology annotation, molecular function: protein-arginine deiminase activity; calcium ion binding. Lineage: Eukaryota; Metazoa; Chordata; Actinopteri; Perciformes; Percidae.